AUGGAGUUAGGAUGUUGCAACUUGUUCUUUGGAUCAGGUUCACUAGAGCCAUGGGACUAUUUUUUCCACCUUCAAAAGUUGGAAAUUGAUAGAUGCGAUAUGCUCGUCCACUGGCCAGAGAAAGUGUUCCAAAGCUUGGUAUCCUUGAGAAGAUUAGUGAUUAAAAACUGCAAAAAUUUGACUGGAUACACACAAGCUCCUCUUGAGCCAUCAGAAACCGAAAGGAUUCAACACCUGCCAGGUCUGGAGUCUCUUCUGUUAGAAGAUUGUGCAAGUUUGGUAGAGAUGUUCAAUGUCCCGGCAUCUCUCAAGGAAAUGAAUAUUUAUUUGUGUCGUAAGCUUGAGUCCUUGUUCGGCAAGCAGCAGGGACUAUCGGAGUUAGUUGAAGGGUCUUCUUGCAGUGAGGCAAUUGUGCCCACAGCUAUAUCAGGGUUGCCAUCCUCGCCAAUGAAUCACUUCUAUCCAUGCCUUGAAUCUCUGUGGAUACUUUAUUGUGAAAGUUUAUCAGCAGUUCUACGUCUUCCUCCAUCCUUAAAAACCAUAUAUAUGGCUCACAGUAGUAUUCUAGUCCUAUCAUGUCAGCUGGAUGGGUUCCAGAAACAACAAGAAGCUACUUCGAUAAAUGUACCAGAGUCAUCAUCAUCAUCAUCAUCAUCAUCAGAGCAUUCACUUACUCCUUGUCUCGAGUCUCUAGUAAUAUUGUCCUGUGCUGGCAUGUUGGCGGGCAUUCUCCGUCUACCCAUGUCCCUCAAGAGACUGGACAUUCGGAGGACCAAUGGGUUGAUGUCGCUGGAGUCUCUGCACCCCGCAUCGCUGGAAGACCUUCAGCUUGUUAGCUGCAGUACCCUGGCAUCCCUACCGAAUGAACUACAAGCAUACAAAUUUCUCCAAGAGCUUGCAAUUAAAGGCUGUCCUGCUGUAAAGAAGCUCCCCAGAUGCCUUGAGCGGCAACUGGGCAGCAUCAAACGCAAACGACUAGAUGCCCAUUAUGAAGGUAUACAUGUCUUUCUUUGUUUGCCACAUUUAACCAACAAAUGCAGUUAUCCAUCCCAUCUCAUGUACCACGUCAACACUGUAUGUACAAAGUUUGUUCUCCAUCAUUUUAAUGUCAUAUGGAAUUAA
Molecule: messenger RNA, 1122 nt
Organism: Triticum aestivum (bread wheat)
Lineage: Eukaryota; Viridiplantae; Streptophyta; Magnoliopsida; Poales; Poaceae
Exons: 1
Coding region: 1-1122 (373 amino acids)
Source: RefSeq, a predicted model, not a curated record